CAAUGACGUCACAAGGUGAAUCUCCGAAUUAAAAAUAGUAGCUACGGAAGGUAGCUCUACAAGAUGGCGGAACACAAGAAGUUUCUUGAGGAAUUGCUUCGAAGACCAGGAAACGGCGUUUGUGCAGACUGUGGCAAAGAAAAUCCAGAGUGGGCAUCUUGUAACAUAGGUGCAUUUAUUUGUUUGGAUUGUUCGGGGGUACAUCGAGGAUUUGGUACAGAUGUGAGUCGAGUGAAGUCUAUCAGACUGGAUAUCUGGGAUGGGGACCAAGUUCAGGUGAUGGCAGACAAGGGCAACACAAUAGUGAAUGAAGAGUAUGAAAAGUUCAUUCCUCCCUACUACAGAAAGCCGCAUCAUAAUGACGUGGAAGUAUUAAAAUCAGAAUUCAUCAAAGCCAAAUACAGUAGGUUAGAAUUCAAAACCCCAGAUGUUCCCACGGGAUACAACUGUCCCGUAAAAGAGGGCAUCAUGUGGAAAAAAGGGAGGGAUGAUAGGAAAUUUCAGAAGAGGAAAUUCAUCUUAUCAAGGGAAAACAAUACAUUGUCUUACUUUGCAAAGGAAAAUAGUAAAAAAGAUGAGAAACCCAAAGCUGAGAUCAAUCUAGAUGACCUUAAUAUAGUUUUUGUCCCAGAUAAAAUUGGGAACCCUAAUGGCAUGCAGAUCACUUACUUUGCUAAAGGAUCUACGAGGAACCUAUUUGUAUAUACAGAUGAUCCUAAGGAUGCUGUAGACUGGUAUAAUGCUAUCCGAGCAGCCAAACUGGAGAGGAAGAAAGUGGCUUUCCCUGAUAGGGAAGAGGCAGAUUUAGCAGAAGAACUCACCAGAGAUUUUAUUCUAGAGGGCUGGUUAAAGAAAAUGGGCCCCAGAAAUGAGCCUUUCAAAAAACGAUUUUUUACACUGGAUAAAAGGAAACUUAUGUAUUUAGAAGAACCUCUGCAUCCUUAUCCAAAAGGAGAGGUGUUUAUUGGGCAUCGAGAUGGGGAUUUCUCUGUGAGUAUGGGCUGCAGUGAUAACUGUAAUACCCAGGGUUACGUGUUUACCCUCCACACGCCAGAACGAGACUUUAUUCUUAGUGCCGAGACACGUGAGGAUAUGAAUCAGUGGAUUUGUGCAUUACAACGAGUUACAGAGCUGCCCAUGACACCACAGGACAAUAGAUACACUCAGAUCUAUCGUAAAUAAAGUGGCCAGUCUUUUGGUUCCAAAGAGGUCGGAGUCCUUCAGACUUUCUGUACUAAGGACGUGACAGAUUUAGUCGUCAGGGUGUUUUGUCUGUGUGACAUUGAGUGAUAACCAAUGGUGCAAUUCUGGUUGGAGUCUGUGUGUGUGUGUGUGAAGACUGUUGUAAUUUUUUUUUCUGUUUUUUCAACUUUGUUUGAACUGACGCAAGGAUAAUGUUACAAAUUUUUUUUUGUUAUUAAUUAUACACAAUACAUAAUAUAUACUAAUUCAGAGAAUGUCUGUUAGUGCAAUGAAAUAAGGGUUGUUCAAUGAAAGAAGAAAGAUGUUGCAGUAUUGAAAAUAUCUAAAACAUUCAAAUGCUCUUCAUGCCUAUCCUGUCAUGUUGUAUUUGGUCAGUCUGUUUAUCAGUUCACAACUUUUUGAACAAGUAUGCAAAAUACAGGGUUAUAUAAAUAAUUACCUUUUUUAUACCAAAGAAACUUUAAGAUGCAUCUUUAAUGAUACAAUUAUGUGGUUUUCAGAUCUGUUGUCAAUAUAAAUAUGCCACUAUAAAAGAAACUAUGUUUUAGAAUUGGGUAAUGAAUUGUUACAAUUGUUGUGGAGUGACCAUUAAUGUUUAUAACUGUUCCAUAGUGUAGAGGGAAUAAUAUUUUGCCUGUACUUAUUUUUCUGCCUGUAUUUGAAAUUUCACCUUCCUGAUAAUUUUACAAGUACAAUAAAGAUGAUGAAAGUGAACUCCAGUAUGGAAAGAAAAUUUAGACCCGCUCAUUCCUACAUGCAUGAUUGUAUAUAUACCUGGGCAGCAUAUUCAACAAUGAAACAAAAAUUAAAUGGCAGAAUGAUGCAUUUAGUCUUUUGUUAAUUAAGAUGCCUGUAUUUGUAAAAUGUCUGAGAUGAUUCUUGGGUGGAGAUACAGAAGUGUUUAAGUGUAAAUUAUAAGUACUAUGUGCAUGUAGUAAAUCUAGCAAUUUACAUCUUCUAGGGACUUCCUGGUUCAAAGUCAUUGCAUGCAUCAAGUACAUGUAUCUGUUAAAACUGAAGGCUUCACGUUUUAUUUUUGGAAAAAAUCGCCAUAUCCUGUACUUUGAUUUUUUUUCUGGAAAAUUUGAAGGAUGAUUAAUUUCUCUGUAUAAUUUUUUGAAAAAAAAAAUCACUUGUCUUCUUUAACAAAUAUGCCAAUAUACUGAUAUGUCAAAAUUGAAUCCAUACUAAAGUUUUUUUUAUAACAGUAUGUGUAUUCUGGUAUAAAAUAAAUCAAUCAAAACUGUGCUAAACAAUAAAUGUAUAUAAUCCUUCUUUCCCAAUCUUUAGCCCUUUCCACACUUGUUGCAAAUGCUAAUAUCUAUUUUUAGACUGUUUUAUGUUAUUGUUCAUGUUAUCAAGUAUUCCAUCGUUGUGCAUUCCAUGUUUUGUUAUCAUUUAGUACAGUGUACAUGUAUUUUAUGCCUAGUGAUGCUUAUUUAUUAUGCUGAAUCUUGAUUGCAAUAAUAGUUUACUGGUAUCUUUGCUAGCCUUGUUUGAAUUCAUUUGUGUAUUGUACAUAUUAUAUAUAAUAAUAAAUAUGUAUUGAAAGCAUUAUCUAAGAUAUAUUUUCAACUGUUAUAGACAUAUAAAGAAGAACACAAGUAUGUAUUAAGCAGCCCCCUUUUUAGCUCACCUGAGCCAAAGGCUCAAGUGAGCUUUUCUGAUCACAUUUUGUCCGGCGUCCGUCUGUCCGUCUGUCUGUCCGUCUGUCUGUCUGUCUGUAAACUUUUCACAUUUUCGACUUCUUCUCAAGAACCGCUGGGCCAAUUUCAACCAAACUUGGUACAAAGUAUCCUUGGGGGAAGGGGAUUCAAGUUUGUUCAAAUGAAGGGCCACGCCCUCAUUCAAGGGGAGAUAAUUGGGAAUUAAUGAAAAUUUGGUGGCAUAUUUUAAAAAUCUUCUUCUCAAGAACCACUGUGCCAGGAAAAAUGAAACUUAUGGGGAAACAUCCUCAGGUAGUGUAGAUUCAAGUUUGUUCAAAUCAUGACCCCCGGGGGUAGGGCGGGGCCAAAAUGGCCGACCAAAGUUUAACAUAGAAAUAUAUAGGAAAAUUCUUAAAAAAUCUUCUUCUCAAGAAUGACAAAGCCAUAA
Saccostrea cuccullata (small rock oyster) is the source of this 3297-nucleotide messenger RNA. Its product is annotated as arf-GAP with dual PH domain-containing protein 1-like. The record is from RefSeq and is a predicted model, not a curated record. The coding region runs from base 64 to 1182 and encodes 372 amino acids. Gene Ontology annotation, molecular function: phosphatidylinositol-3,4,5-trisphosphate binding; phosphatidylinositol bisphosphate binding; GTPase activator activity. Gene Ontology annotation, cellular component: plasma membrane; intracellular membrane-bounded organelle; cytoplasm. NCBI's taxonomy places the organism in Eukaryota, Metazoa, Mollusca, Bivalvia, Ostreida, Ostreidae. Gene Ontology annotation, biological process: positive regulation of GTPase activity. The transcript is spliced from 10 exons.